Molecule: messenger RNA, 1566 nt
Organism: Struthio camelus australis
Lineage: Eukaryota; Metazoa; Chordata; Aves; Struthioniformes; Struthionidae
Source: RefSeq, a predicted model, not a curated record
UACUUUUACGAGUUCCUGUCUUUACGCUCUUUGGAUAAAGGUAUAAUGGCUGAUCCAACUAUAAAUAUCCCCCUGCUUGGAACAGUUCCUCAUAAAGCAUCAGUUGUUCAGAUUGGAUUUCCUUGCCUUGGAAAACAGGAUGGAGUUGCUGCAUUUGAAGUUAAUGUGAUCAUAAUGAAUUCAGAAGGCAACGUUAUUCUCCAAACACCACAGAAUGCCAUCUUCUUCAAAACCUGUCAGCAAGCGGAGUGUCCAGGAGGAUGCAGAAAUGGAGGGUUUUGCAACGAAAGACAUGUCUGUGAAUGUCCAGAUGGAUUUUAUGGGCCUCACUGUGAGAAAGCUCUGUGCACUCCUCGCUGCAUGAACGGCGGGCUCUGCGUUACGCCCGGCUUAUGCAUCUGCCCACCUGGAUUCUACGGCAUCAACUGCGACAAAGCAAACUGUACAACAACCUGUUUCAAUGGAGGAACAUGUUUCUAUCUGGGAAAAUGCAUUUGUCCUUCAGGAUUUGAAGGAGACCAGUGUGAAAUUAGUAAAUGCUAUCAGCCCUGUCGAAAUGGAGGUAAAUGUACUGGUAAGAAUAAGUGCAAGUGCUCCAAAGGUUACCAAGGAGACCUUUGUUCCAAGCCUGUCUGUGAACCCGGCUGUGGAUUAUAUGGCACUUGUGUUGAACCUAACCAAUGCCAGUGCAAAGAAGGCUGGCAUGGAAGACACUGCAAUAAAAGGUACGGAGCCAGCAUCCUGAGCGCCCUGAGGCCGGCAGGCCCCAAGCACCGGCAGCACACGCCUUCCCCGAAAAAGCCUGAGGAGAGGCAUGUGCCACCCGAAUCCAAUUAUAUCUGGUGAACUCAGACAUCUGAAACAGUUUGUGUUACACAUAGUUCAUAGCCUUCAUUAACCUUUCAUGGGUUGAAUGGUAAAACGCUGUUCGUUACAGUUAAGAUUACUGGCUGGAAUUUUAUUAGCUUCGUUAUAAACCACUGAGCUGAUAUUUGCUAUUCCUUUUAUGUUUUAUAAAUACUUCUAUAGCAUGAUUAUAUAGCCUUCUUCUUUCAGUGCUUUGGAUGAUGUUUUGUACUAUAUUUCAGUUAUGUUUAAACUUCCAUUUUUGAUUAUAUAGCUGCAAAUAUUUUCCAAAAAUUAGGUAACAAUAUUCCAGGAGAGAAUCUCGUAGAUGCUAACCCGAAUCAUUUCAAUGACUACAGAUUUAUCUUGCUUAAGAUAAAGGCAAGAUGUCUUCUACAUUUUUGCAAUGGUGUGUUUAGACUUUGCCUUAAUAAAAAUAAAUAAAAUAAAUAAGAAUUACCUAAUUUAAAAACAGAAUAACUCAAUUCAACAGUAUUUUUGGUCUUUCAGUUUUUGGCCUUUCAAGUACUGUGUAUUAAAAAUACACUGCAGUAGCGCCAUUUAAGCGUCAUAAUAUAUUGUAAACAAAGUAGAACUAUAAUGUAUGAACUUUUUGCAUUGGCUUGAAGCGAUAUAAUAUAUUGUAAACAAAACAGCUCUUAUGUAAUAAACUUUUUAUACCGGUUGUUAUGUAUAAAAUAAAGAUGCUGCUUUAGUUUU